GCUGGUCAGCAGCUUUUAAUUUAUCCGUUUUCAUGUGAACCAGAUUGUAUCCAGCGUGCCGAGUAUUGGAUGGUGCGAGUUUAAUUCGCCUAGAACAGAUAUUUGUGAGAGGUUUUUAUGCUGAAAUUUGUCAGAAAAGAGUUAAAAAGGAUCUCCAGCCAUUCGAUCCGUGCACCAUCGCCCUAGGGUUUUGGUUUCUGAACGAAUCACAGAAAGAUCCUGACACCUAUUUUUCUUUUUCUUUUUGAAUCUUCUUUGGUUUUUUUGGUGAAGUGGGAAUCUUCCAAUCUUUUCAUUCCUGGCUAAAAAUGAGAGCAUUCAGUGGUGUCUGUGCCCAAAUUUCUGAGUAGAUGGCUCAUUUUAUUCUGCCUCUGUUGAUCCUGAUGCAACUGCCUUGGUGUUUGCUUUGUGAAUCGGUACCGACCCUCUCGAAAGUGUGCAGAUUUGAUCAUGUUGCCUACUCAAAGUCGUCGGAUGGGUAUCACCUUUCAAUUAAUCAAGAGAGGAUAGAGGAUCCUGUUUUGAUAUGUGAAGCACUGGAAACCUAUUUCAAGAGUGGGUGUUUGUUAUGUGAUUCCCAGGUGGAAUCAUGGAGGAGAAUUGGCAAGGAGUACUGUCGUCAGGACUUUAACGUACCAGUCAAUGUGAGGUGCAAUCAUAUUUCUGUGGAUUUAGUUCGGAGGGCAGGGAGGAAACUGUUGCUGCCGUUAUCAGCAAAUGUUUCCAACUUUGAGCAGUUGACCAGAAAGGGUCAGUUGCAAGAAGAAGAGCUAGAUAAUAAACAUUCUUCACCAUCAGAUAAUGUUCCUCUGGCUGUACCAGGAAUCUUCCUCAUCUGUUGUGCUUUUAUGUGCCCUUGCGUUCAUGCAAGGAGGAAAGAAAGAAGCGAGCAUAAUGUUCUAGCUAGACAGCUGAAUUCAA
Messenger RNA from Elaeis guineensis (African oil palm), 921 nucleotides. The record is from RefSeq and is a predicted model, not a curated record. NCBI's taxonomy places the organism in Eukaryota, Viridiplantae, Streptophyta, Magnoliopsida, Arecales, Arecaceae.